AACCUUCUCGAUUUCUCGUUCUCCAGUUCCACACUGUUGGAAACUACUUCCCGUCCUGUGGGUGUGUCCUCGCAUCCACAUCCACCCAAACCACACUCCAUCCCUCCCCUCCUCCCCCUCCUCCCUCCUCCCCCCUCCAUCUUCCCUGGUGAACCAGAAGAGGACAUUCUCUAUCAGUGGAGAUUACGGCGGAGACUGGAGCAGGCACACAGAUCGACCUCUGUCCUCUCGUCUCGUCUAAACAGUUAUCAGAGCCGUCCAUUCUUCAAAUCCCGCUGCAGCAGAGCUCAGGGUUAUGGCAAUGACCUAGCCCAGUGCCAUCUAUUAGCUCCUACAGCUGCUCCUGAUACUAAUGGUGGAGGAGGAGGAGGUGAAGGAGAGAUGGGUGGGGAGGGAGAGGCUCGCCUUAAAUUACAGGCACAGACUGCUUCAGCAGAUGGUACAGCUCGGCAUUCUACAGGGACUUCACCUGUACUACCACCACCAGCCAACACUUCCAACACGUCAGCCGCAUACCCGUCCACGCACUGUAUUCCUGUUGCACCUCUAUGUUCUGCAUACCUUCACUGCCCUCAUCGCACUCCGUGCCCCUUCACCCUGCCUCCACACAGACACAGUGUGUGUGAUACAGUACCCUGUACCGGACACCAGCAGCCUUUAGCUGGGGCGAGCGAGAGGUUGAGAAGCAAGGGAAGGGAGUGGAACAAGAGAGGAGGAAGAGAAAGAGGCAACGAAAGGAGAGAAGAAGAGAGAGAAGGACAAGCUGAAGAAAUCACACCAGAGCAAAGGAUAGAGUUUCCUCUCACGAGAACAGAAAAUAUUGUACCACCUGCCCAGCCAUCCGUUCGCUACCCCUCCUCGUCAAUCCUCAAUCACGUGAGACACCCCCUGCAAUCAUGUGACAAUCAGCCAGACAACCAACCACCUGAGGAGGAAACUGAACUCGAUUCCACCGGAAGUGAAACAUUUCUCUCAACUACUGCACCGUCCACCCCUGACCGCAGCACAGCUUGGGAAUGUGGGAAGAUUAGUCACUCGGGUAGGGGGCCACCUCCGUUUACAAUUCGCGUAACCCGAGCCGUGAAAUUCUGCCAAGAUUCUCCCACUGUAGUGGUCUUAAAUACCGCAGCAGACUACUGCGACGACAUGGGAGAUCCUCUCCUUGCAGCUCUCAUAUCUCGAGCCAGAGCACUAGAGGACCAAUUGAGGAAGAUACACAGUCGCUUGUCUGCCGGUGAGGAGGGCUAGGAGUGGGGGAUCUGGCCUCACACACAAUAAAUCCCAUUCACCAUCCUCCCCCCUUUCCUCCCCCGUUGCUGCUCUGCUAGGUGGCACUGUUCUUCUUGACUCAUCCAGUGUACCAUUCUAACAGUUUAAUUCUCCACCGCAUUGAGGCCAGCCAGCGUGUGUUUGCACUUUGCCUCCACCAGGCCUCCCAAUGCUCACAUGCAAAGUACCCCUGAAGUGGUAGUUGCUAUUGUUCCUCCGUGUUGGACCACAUUCAGGGAGAAAGUGUGAGCUCAGCGCGCGGACGGAAAUGCAAACGCGAAUUAUUUCGUCGCGAGGGUCGCCGAAGCGUGCGCCCAGUAUGAUAUUCAUGACGCUAUUGGCUGCUGCUCUGCGUACGUUUUGCACUUCGUUACGGAUGUGUGGCAUUGUUUAGACGCUGCUUGAUCUAAUUAGCGGUGAUUAGCGUGCAAGUGGUGCAGCUAUAAACCGCCCGCCCUGCCCGUCGAGCUCCAGUCGUGCCCCAGCCCGCAGCUAACAGUCGAGCUCCCGCUUAGCCUACAAAACGCCAGUGGCCCAGCUAGUAGCCUUCAUAAUGAUGUCGGUGUACCCCUCCUGCAUGCAGCGACCUGGUCUACCGGGAGUGGGUCUUCCUGCUCUCACCCUCCCUUGGAGCUUCCCUGCCCUCCCCACCUCUCAGCAGCAGCAGAACCCCCUCACCUUUCAGGUCCAGAUUCCCUCCUUCGCACGGCCCGCUGCAGUGGCCGCGUCAUCCCAGGCCCUGCAACCUAAGACCGAGCUAAAGACUUUUGUAGCUCCCGCGCAGCCUCCCAAGCCCAGAACCUCUCCAACGGGCAAAUCCACGCCGACUUCCUUCACGAUCGCCAGCAUCCUCAGCAAGAGCAAUGACAAGUCCUCGCCGACUGCCGCCGUCACUCCCGUCGUCGCUUCCCAGCCGAUCAACGUGACGGGCCACGCCUCCACGGUGGCGGCCGUCUCUCCGUCCACUCCUCUCUCGGGCACCCCAAAGACCCCGCUCUACUACAUCUACCACACCGCGGCGGCCGGACAACCCUCACCGUUCUCUUUCCCAGCCGCGGCCGCUGCAGCCGCUGCCGCCGCUGCUGCAGCUCACGCAGACCACCACGACCUGCAACGGAGCCCUCUGAGCCGACUGGCCGGAGCUCCUGCUCCGCUCACCCUCGGAGACUGCAUGAUCAGACGCUUCGACUCCCCCCUGGAUUGCAGUCACCACCACCACCACCACCUCACCAACCUUAGCAGCCGACCUAAGAGAAAGCGAAAGCUCCGCACCGUCUUCACCGAGAUGCAACUAGAGGGCCUCGAGACGAAAUUUGCCGAAAAGAAAUACUUGUCUGUGCCCGAUCGGAUGGAGCUGGCGUCGUCCCUCGAUCUCAGCGAGACACAGGUCAAGACCUGGUUCCAGAACAGGAGAAUGAAACGCAAGAAGCAGCUCACGAUGGACCAGGGGGGCACUCCUGUAUCUGGGGGAGAAAAUUGCGACGUGACGGAAGAUGAGGGGGUAGUUCCUCUAGCCAAGAAGCCACGCUCCUCAGAAGAGAGGGAUAGUUCCCCAUAUUCUUCGGAUGAUGCGUCCAUAUCAGAUACAGAGUAGCCAGUUGCAGUUUUUUUUUGUUUGUAUUUUUACGUGUCUCUGCACCUUGAGUGUGUACUUGUCUCCAUUUCCUACCUUGAGCAACACAGUGUCACUUAGCCCACCUCAUCAGAGCAUAGGUCUAUUUUUGUACUUCGCCACACCUGCUGGACAUGUGUUGCACUGUUAUUAUAAGAAACGGUACAGAUAUUUCUAAGUCAUUUUUCUCUCAAUAAUCUUUACUGUCUGAAUUUUUUCUUCACGGAUAAUUUUUGAUC
Molecule: messenger RNA, 3120 nt
Organism: Geodia barretti
Lineage: Eukaryota; Metazoa; Porifera; Demospongiae; Tetractinellida; Geodiidae
Source: the annotation of a GenBank genome assembly